AUAAUAAAUGCGUUCAACGUUAUAUGAUAAAAUAUUUUUUUUAUUCCUGUAAUGAUACUAGGUAGAAAUGGAGAACUCUUUGUAAGUGAAGACAUUCAGACACCGAUCAUUGCAGUUGAAUACAAACUGAAAAUUUUGAGCUUGUUGCUAUAUAUAGAGACCAGUAUGAACAUCUGUUGUGGGAGUCAGUUUCCAGGUUAUCAUGUUACAAAACAAGAAGAUCACUUUACAGAAGACAUGAAAUCCCCAAACAAAAACAUUUGUGGAGAAACAAAGUUAAGUGGAAAUAACCAAAAAGAAUCUAAUAUACCUGAAUGUUGUGGGAAAACAUUUGAUAACCUAAAACAACAAAAGAGGAUACACUCUGGAGAGAAACUUUAUCAUUGUACUGUGUGUAGAAAACACUUUGGUACAAAUACUAUCUUACAAACACAUCAAAGAAUAAACACUGGAGAGAAACUUUACAGUUGUACAGUUUGUGAAAAGCUGUUUGGAACAAAUAUUAAAUUAAAAAUACGUCAAAUAACACACAAUGGUAAGAAACUUUACAGUUGUGUAGUUUGUGCUAAACAAUUUAUAUUUAGGUGUAAAUUAAAACAACAUCUAAUAACACACACUGGUAAGAAACCUUACAGUUGUGGAGUGUGUGCUAAACAAUUUACUUUUAGGUGUAAGUUAAAAGAACAUCAAAGAAUACACACUGGGGAGAAACCUUACAGUUGUACAGUGUGUAGAAAACACUUUGGCAAAAGUAGUGUUUUAAAAGCACAUCAAAAAAUACACACUGGGGAGAAACCUUACAGUUGUACAGUGUGUGGAAAACCAUUUUUAACAAAUGGUAAAUUAAAAAGACAUAAAAGAGUACACACUCGGGUCAAACUUUACAGUUGUACAGUGUGUGGAAAACAAUUAGAAACAAAUGGUCAAUUGAAGAUACAUCAAAGAAUACACACUGAGGAGAAACCAUGCAGCUGUACAGUGUGUGGAAAACAGCUCAGUACAAAUAGUAUCUUAAAAAGACAUCAAAGAAUACACAGUGGGGAGAAACCUUACAGUUGUACAGUGUGUGGAAAACAGUUUAGUACAAACAGUAUCUUAAAAAGCAUGAAAGAAUACACACUGGGGAGAAACCUUACACUUGUACAAUGUGUGGAAAACAGUUUCGGAAAAAGGGUCAUUUAAAAAUACAUGAAAGAAUACACACUGGGG
Molecule: messenger RNA, 1209 nt
Organism: Limulus polyphemus (Atlantic horseshoe crab)
Lineage: Eukaryota; Metazoa; Arthropoda; Merostomata; Xiphosura; Limulidae
Product: gastrula zinc finger protein xLCGF3.1-like
Exons: 2
Coding region: 52-1182 (376 amino acids)
Biological process (GO): regulation of immune system process; regulation of cytokine production; negative regulation of transcription by RNA polymerase II
Source: RefSeq, a predicted model, not a curated record